AUGGAUGGCGUCGUGCAGCACCAACAGCAGUCCCCGAUGACGCCGUCGGGUCAGCAGUCACAGCAGCAGAAGGUAGCGUUGAUCACGCUGCCGCCUCCCAGGGAGGUGGCGCGGCCGGAGAUGCCGAGAGAUUCGGCUCCGGCUGCUGGACGGGUCGACGAGGCGGAGUGGGUCACCGUUUUCGGAUUUUCGCCUGGUGAUACUAACAUGGUGCUGCGAGAAUUUGAGAAGUGUGGGAUAGUCUUGAGACAUGUUCCUGGUCCAAGGGAUGCGAACUGGGUGCAUAUCUUGUAUCAGAGCCGGCAUGAUGCACAGAAAGCACUCGCCAAACAUGGUCAGCAGUUAAACAGUGUUCUUAUUAUUGGUGUGAAGCUAGUGGAUCCAUGGCAGCAGCAGUACCUGAAUGAGAACACUAACGAGAACUAUCAGGGCAGUGCUACAGUCACAUUUACAUCGCAACCUGUAGCACCAAGUGGAUUUGCAACCAGGAAUGCACUAGCACCUCUACCUAGCAACUCUGUGCCAAAUGGCAGCUGCAAUGAGAGCAAUCUUGGCGCGUCUGGGGCCAUUGCUGCGCCUACAAAGUCUGUCUUGUCCAAAGUUAUGGACUUGAUGUUUGGCCUUUAA
Miscanthus lutarioriparius is the source of this 627-nucleotide messenger RNA. NCBI's taxonomy places the organism in Eukaryota, Viridiplantae, Streptophyta, Magnoliopsida, Poales, Poaceae. The record is from the annotation of a GenBank genome assembly.